Messenger RNA from Cornus florida, 2075 nucleotides. Its product is annotated as protein indeterminate-domain 7-like. Lineage: Eukaryota; Viridiplantae; Streptophyta; Magnoliopsida; Cornales; Cornaceae. The transcript is spliced from 4 exons. Bases 228 to 1874 code for a protein of 548 amino acids. Gene Ontology annotation, molecular function: DNA-binding transcription factor activity. The record is from RefSeq and is a predicted model, not a curated record. Gene Ontology annotation, cellular component: nucleus.
UUACGGGGAUUCCUCCUCAUCCACAUCUCUCUCUCUCUCUCUAACUAGCUCGUUUAGCUAGUUUUUUUUGUUUGUUUUUGAAUGGUUAUUGUUGGAUUAUGAUUUUUCUUUGGUUUUAGCAAGCAGUACUCAUUCAAACAUGAAGGUAAAGGGUUGCUGGAGUAUCCGUCCCAGUUUCAAUCUCACACAUCCCUAUCACACAUAAAAGAGAAGAUCUCUAGAAGAAGAUGAUGAAAAAAGGUUUGACAUUAAUCCAACAACAGCAACAACCAGUUGUAUUGGAAGAGAACAUGUCUAAUUUAACUUCUGCAUCCGGUGAUCAUCAAGCAAGUGUUUCUUCUGGCCAACACUACUUUUCUCCUCCACCAAAUCAAACUCAACCAGCACUCAAGAAGAAGAGAAACCUUCCUGGAAACCCAGACCCAGAAGCAGAAGUGAUAGCUUUGUCACCCAAGACUCUGAUGGCAACCAACAGAUUCAUAUGUGAGAUCUGUAACAAAGGGUUUCAGAGAGACCAGAAUCUGCAGCUUCACAGAAGAGGCCACAAUCUGCCAUGGAAGCUGAAGCAGAGAACAAGCAAAGAGGUGAGGAAGAAGGUGUUUGUGUGCCCAGAAGAUGGUUGUGUCCACCAUGACCCAUCAAGGGCUCUUGGGGACCUCACAGGAAUCAAGAAGCACUUUUGCAGAAAGCAUGGUGAGAAGAAGUGGAAAUGUGACAAGUGCUCAAAGCGUUAUGCAGUUCAAUCAGAUUGGAAAGCUCAUUCCAAGACCUGUGGCUCCAGAGAGUACAGAUGUGACUGUGGAACCCUUUUCUCUAGGAGGGAUAGUUUCAUCACUCACAGAGCAUUUUGUGAUGCUUUAGCACAAGAAAGUGCAAGAGCAAGUUCAGGGUACCCACUUCUCUCCUCUCAACAAGCAUCUGCCAAUUCAACACCUCAUAUGAUCAACCUUCAACCCCAUUUCAUGAGCAACCAUGACCUCCAUGCAUUUUCAAUGAAAAAGGAGCAACAAAAUUUCAGUCCAAGGGCAGAAGUACUUCCACCUUGGCUAGCUGGUGGCCCACCACCACAUAUGGAUCUCACCUCAUCAAUCUUCACCACAAGGUCAUUAGAUCAAGAAUUCACACCUACCCAAGACUUAAGAGUACUGAAUCAAAACCCAAACCCUAACCCUAAUCUUGGACCUAGCCUGCCACCUUACCAUCCAACAGGCAUCCCACACAUGUCUGCAACUGCAUUGCUGCAAAAAGCAACUCAGAUGGGUGCAACCAUGAGCAGCAAUAUUACUUGCUCACCACACUCACAGGCCAUGAUGAGGCCCCAUCAAGGUCAACACAUGUCUGCUGGUUCUGGCAACAAUACAACUGGCUUUGGUCUAAAUCUGUCUUCUUGUGAAGAGAAUAUGACAAGUGGGGUUGUACAUGGCUUGGCUCCUUUUGGGAAUAAGGCUGCAAGUAUUGCAGGACCAACAGGUGCUUCAGGUUCAGGUUCAGGUGCACCCCCUUCUCUUCUUCAAGACAUGAUGAUGAAUUCUCUUUCUUCUGCAAAUAUUCAUCACUUUGAUGGGUCUUCCUUUGAUGAUGAUGCAUUUGGUGAUAUACUGAAUUCAAAAAAAGAUGGUGGUUUCCAUGAAACUCUCUCAAAGACAACAACCCAUCAUCAUUUUGGUAGGGCUGAGGAAGGUGGUGGUAAUGGUGGUGGUGGUGGUGGUAAUGGUGGUGGUGGUGGUGGUGGAAAUGAUGGUAUGACAAGAGACUUCUUGGGACUAAGACCACUCUCUCAUAGUGACAUUCUCAAAAUAACUGGUUUUGGUAAUUGCAUGAGCAGUCCUCAUGAGAAUGGAAAUGAUCAAUCCCAAAAGUCAUGGCAAGGUUAGCUAGCUAGUUCUUAAUUAAGCACACCCUUUAAUUUUGUUUUCUAAAACUUCUAGACAUCUUUUGAAACCCUAAUGUGUUAGCUAUAUAUUCCAUGAAUGUUCUUUAAAAGUCCUUUCUUUUGAAAGUAAUUAUUUGUAGCUUUUCACCUGUGGUUAAACAUAAUAAAGAAACCAGGAAGGGGAACCCUAGCCUUUUUGUUA